Nanorana parkeri is the source of this 2324-nucleotide messenger RNA. RefSeq names its product chromosome segregation 1 like (gene CSE1L). The record is from RefSeq and is a predicted model, not a curated record. Gene Ontology annotation, molecular function: nuclear export signal receptor activity; small GTPase binding. NCBI's taxonomy places the organism in Eukaryota, Metazoa, Chordata, Amphibia, Anura, Dicroglossidae. Gene Ontology annotation, cellular component: cytosol; nuclear envelope. The annotation marks the transcript as partial. The transcript is spliced from 16 exons. Gene Ontology annotation, biological process: protein export from nucleus; protein import into nucleus.
CUCAGUGACGCCAUCAGUAUCAUCGGGCGGGAGGACUUCCCACAGAAGUGGCCGGAUCUGCUGACCGAGAUGAUCAAUCGCUUCCAGAGCGGCGACUUCCACGUGAUCAACGGCGUCCUGCACACCGCGCACUCCCUGUUCAAGAGGAACCUGCCCGGCCUCCUCCAAGAUCUUCCGGAGUUCUUUGAGGAUAACAUGGAGACCUGGAUGACCAACUUCCACAGCCUGCUGACCCUGGACAACAAGCUGCUGCAGACCGACGACGAGGAGGAGGCGGGGCUUCUGGAGUUACUGAAAUCACAGAUCUGUGACAACGCCGCUUUGUACGCCCAGAAAUACGAUGAGGAGUUUCAGCCGUACCUCCCCCGCUUCGUCACCGCCAUAUGGAACCUCCUGGUGACCACCGGGCAGGAAGUGAAGUAUGACUUGGUAAGUCAGUCUAUAGGUGGGAGCUGGUGACUGGGAGGGGGCGUGGCUGACGGGGAUAAGAACGUGUCAUGAUGUGCCGGAUAUUGUGAGAACUAGAGGUCCCCUCCUCCCCCCAGCGUGUGCUCACCCCCGGUCAUGUGACCUCUCUCUCUGGCUCCAGACAUCGAUACCAGGCGGCGCGCGGCUUGCGAUCUGGUCCGCGGUCUCUGCAAGUUCUUUGAGGGGCCCGUCACCAACAUCUUCUCCUGUUAUGUCAACUCCAUGCUGCAAGAGUUCGCCAAGAACCCCGCCGCCAACUGGAAGCACAAAGAUGCCGCCAUCUACCUGGUGACGUCCCUGGCCUCCAAGGCUCAGACCCAGAAGCACGGGAUCACACAAGCCAAUGAGCUUGUCAACCUGACGGAGUUCUUUGUGAGUCACAUUCUUCCCGAUCUGAAGUCCUCCAAUAUCAAUGAAUUCCCCGUCCUGAAGGCGGACGGCAUCAAAUACAUCAUGAUAUUCCGGAACCAGGUACCUAAAGAUCAGGUGCUGGCCGCCAUCCCCCUCCUGAUCGCCCACCUGCAGGCGGAGAGCGUCGUGGUUCACACGUAUGCAGCGCACGCCCUGGAGAGACUCUUCACUAUGAGAGGCGGAACCACCAACGCCACCCUCAUCACGGUGGCGGACAUGUUGCCGUACGCGGAGGGGCUUCUGUCCCACCUCUUCAAAGCUCUGUCAUUGCCCGGCUCCUCGGAGAACGAGUACAUCAUGAAAGCAAUCAUGAGAAGCUUCUCGCUGCUGCAGGAGGCCAUCAUCCCGUACAUCCCCUCCGUCAUCACUCAGCUGACGCAGAAGCUGCUGGCGGUCAGUAAGAACCCCAGCAAGCCUCACUUCAACCAUUACCUGUUCGAGUCCAUCUGCCUGUCCGUGCGCAUCACCUGCCGCUGCAACCCCGGCACUGUCAGCAGCUUCGAGGAGGCCCUGUUCCUGGUCUUCACCGAGAUCCUGCAGAGCGACGUACAAGAGUUUAUCCCGUACGUCUUCCAAGUCAUGUCGCUGCUGCUGGAGAUGCACAAGGAUGACAUUCCCGACUCCUACAUGGCGCUCUUCCCGCACCUCCUGCAGCCUAUCCUAUGGGAGAGGACGGGCAACAUCCCGCCGCUCGUCCGGCUCCUACAAGCCUACCUGGAGAGAGGAGCCAACACCAUAGCAGCCAGUGCCAGCGAUAAGAUUUCUGUGGCCCUUGUGUCUUGCAGGACGUGUCUGGAGCCGUACAAGAGACAAAUCUUCAUCGUUCUCUUCCAGAGGUUGCAGAGCUCCAAAACCACAAAGUUUGUGAAAAGCUUCCUGGUGUUCUUGAACCUGUAUUGUGUGAAAUACGGAGCCAUCGCCCUGCAGGAAAUGGUGGACAGCAUCCAACCCAAGAUGUUUGGGAUGGUGGUGGAGAAGAUUAUAAUCCCGGAGCUCCAGAAGGUUUCGGGUCACAUAGAGAAGAAGAUCUGUGCCGUGGGAAUCACCAAAGUCCUGACAGAAUGUCCCGCGGUGAUGGACACGGACUACACCAAGCUGUGGGCGUCUCUGCUCCAGGCUCUGAUUGGCCUGUUUGAGCUUCCUGAAGAUGACACCAUCCCGGACGACGAGCAUUUCAUUGACAUCGAGGACACGCCCGGCUACCAGACCGCCUUCUCCCAACUGGCAUUCGCCGGCAAGAAGGAGCACGACCCCAUCGGAGAGCUGGUCAGUAAUCCCAAGAUCCUCCUGGCCCAGUCUCUGCACAAGCUGUCCACGGCCCGGCCCGGGCGGGUCCCGGAGAUGAUUAGCACGAGUCUGAACGCCGACGCUCUCCAGUUCCUCCAGGGUUACCUGCAGGUGGCCAGUGUGAACCUCGUGUGAGGGGCCCGGGGGGAGGACUCCAG